Messenger RNA from Ipomoea nil (Japanese morning glory), 1447 nucleotides. RefSeq lists its product as uncharacterized. NCBI's taxonomy places the organism in Eukaryota, Viridiplantae, Streptophyta, Magnoliopsida, Solanales, Convolvulaceae. The record is from RefSeq and is a predicted model, not a curated record. The transcript has 2 exons. Bases 1 to 1257 code for a protein of 418 amino acids.
AUGGCGUGGCGUCCACCAAUUGCGAACAUGGUCUUGCAAGCAGCUUCAAAUCAAGCAGGAGGAAACCAGAACCAAGCUGGUUCAUUUGGUGCAAACCAAAAUCACCCAAAUCCCAUCCCAAUUCCCACUGCGACUCCGAUCGGAAACUUCGAUCCGAAUGAUAUGACGAAUCCUCUUCACCUUCAUCCGAAUGAGAGCCCAACCCUACAGCUCGUGACAGUACAGUUGGAAGGAAGGUCCAACUAUCAUUCUUGGUCAAGAGCCAUGGAGAUGGCACUAAUGUCCAAAAACAAGAUGAGUUUUGUGAGAGGGCUUGUGGCUGUUCCAAGCAAGCUUGAUCCAAGGUAUUAUUACUGGGAGCGCUGCAACACAAUGGUCCUUUCGUGGAUAUUUAGGGCUGUCUCACCUACUAUAGCUCGGAGUGUCCUUUGGAUUAAUACCGCUGAAGGUGUAUGGAAGGAUCUGAAAAAACGCUUCAGUCAACAGGAUGUGUUCAGAGUUGCUGAAAUUCAGUCACAAAUCUACCAUACGAAGCAAGGUAACUCCACCAUAAAUGAGUAUUUUACACAAUUGAAGUUGUUGUGGGAUGAACUCCUUGUUUUGAGACCCAUCCCUAGCUGUGAGUGUUCCACUGGAUGUGAAUGUGGAAACAGAUUAUCUGAAAAAGUGAAGGGGCACCUAGAGAAUGAUAUGUUAUCUGCUUUUCUAACUGGCUUGAAUGAUAGCUACAUUAACACCAAGCAUCAGAUCAUGCUGAUGAAACCCCUCCCAGAUAUCAGUGAAGCCUUCUCCAUGAUUUCACAGCAAGAGAGGCAAGUGUGUGUUGAAUCUAGUACUCUGGAAGAUAGUAUUACAGGGGCAAAAUUUUUUUUUACAAAGGCAGAUAAUAACAAUAGAAGACCAUUCUCUAAUCAGAAGCAGAAACCUGUAUGUAGUUAUUGUGGUUAUACAGGACAUACUAUUGACAAGUGUUACAAGAAGAAUGGCUAUCCCCCAGGUUGGAAGCCAAGAAACAAAGGUUUUGGAUCAGCUAAACAAAUCCAGGGUUCUGUGCAAGAAACUGGAAGUUUAGAAGCUAACUCCUCAUUUACUCAAGAGGACUGCAGAAGGUUUCUGGAGUUUAUGCAACAACAAGAGAGAGCCAGGGUCAAUACCCCUCUUGAUCAUGCUCCACAGGCCAAUAACAUAGCAGCCAACUUCAUUCCAAAUGCCCAACAUGAAGGAUCAACACCAUGGGAAGAUGAUUGGUAUGACUAAGCUGGAGAAGGGGCUCUACCACCUUGUUUUUCCUGUUUUUUCUCAAUGUAAACCUGCUGUCUUGCCUGUAGUUAAUACUUGUAACUUCUGGCAUGCUAGGUUAGGGCAUGCUUCUGAAGGAAAAAUAAAGUUUCUACAAACAAUAGACAACAAAAUUUGUAAUGAUAAGCCUACUGUUUGUGAAAGUUGC